AAGAGUGAUUUCGACUCUAUUCCCAGUGGAGGACCAGCAGUUAUGGUCCGAAGUACAAGCCAGGAUUCUGAAGUUAGCACAGUGGAAAAGUCCAUCCCAACAAGUAGGAAACGAAGCAAAGGCAGCAGAAGGCCUGAAUGGAUGAGCAAAAAGCUCCUAGAUGAACUCAGACAUAAAACGGAAGUAUACAAGAGGUGGAAGCGGGGACAGGUGACCCAGGACGAGUAUAUGUUUGCUGUCUCAUCUUGCAGGGAUAGGACAAGGCGACAAAGUAUGGGUCAGGUUAGUAACAGUUCCGGAGAGACAUUAGGAGCAGACAGUGACUUGAGUAGCAAUGCUGGUGAUGGCCCAAGUGUGGAAAAUGGUGGCAAUUUGACAGGAUCCAGGGGCACUGUGUCAGACAGUGAAAUUGAGACAAACUCUGCUACUAGCUCUAUCUUUGCAAAGUCUCACAACCUGAAGCAGAGUGUGAAGGAUAGCAAAGGCAGUACUCCAGGGAGAGGUCCAGAGGAUGGGAACCAACGUGUCUAUCUCUAUGAAGGACUUUUGGGUAGGGAUAAAGGAUCUGUCUGGGACCAGUUAGAGGAUGCUGCAAUGGAAACCUUCUCUAUGAGCAAAGAGCGUUCGACUUUGUGGGACCAGAUGCAGUUCUGGGAAGAUGCCUUUUUGGAUGCUGUAAUGUUAGAGAGAGAAGGAAUGGGUAUGGACCAGGGACCUCAGGAGAUGAUUGACAGGUAUCUUUCCCUGGGAGAACAUGAUCGAAAGCGUUUAGAGGAUGAUGAGGACCGCUUGUUGGCUACACUGCUACAUAAUAUGAUUGCUUAUAUGCUUAUGAUAAAGGUAAACAAGAAUGAUAUUAGGAAAAAGGUGCGUCGUCUGAUGGGAAAAUCACAUAUUGGAUUGGUGCACAGCCAGCAAAUAAAUGAUAUUUUAGACAAACUUGCCAAUCUGAGUGGACGGGAACUGCUUGUGAGACCCAGUGGCAGCCGCCACAUCAAGAAGCAGACUUUCGUAGUACAUGCUGGAACAGACACAACAGGAGACAUAUUUUUCAUGGAGGUAUGUGAUGAUUGCGUUGUGCUGAGAAGCAACAUUGGAACUGUGUAUGAACGUUGGUGGUACGAGAAACUCAUCAACAUGACUUACUGUCCCAAAACAAAAGUGCUGUGCCUGUGGCGGAGGAAUGGUCAGGAGACACAACUGAACAAGUUCUACACAAAGAAGUGUCGGGAAUUAUACUACUGUGUAAAAGACAGUAUGGAGCGAGCAGCAGCAAGACAGCAAAGCAUUAAACCAGGCCCCGAGUUGGGUGGUGAGUUCCCUGUGCAGGAUAUGAAAACUGGUGAAGGAGGUCUUCUUCAGGUCACGCUGGAAGGAAUUAACCUGAAAUUUAUGCACAGUCAGGAGCGGAAGGUUUUCAUAGAGCUGAAUCACAUUAAAAAGUGCAAUACUGUGCGAGGAGUCUUUGUCCUGGAGGAAUUUGUUCCUGAAACUAAAGAAGUGGUGAGCCACAAGUACAAGACGCCAAUGGCUCAUGAAAUCUGCUACUCGGUGCUGUGUCUCUUCUCUUAUGUGGCUGCCAUUCGUGGAAAAGAGGCAGAAAACAAAAGCAAACCACCUCGACCAGUUUCCAGUUGAUCACAAUAUUGGGAAAUACCUACCCUUUAGCACGUUGACGUGAAGUACUCUCAUUUUUACUGCAGUUACUGGAGCUCACUUUACUGUCUUCUAUGAGGUCUUGAUUAUUUAUGUAUGAACCUGCAAGUCUUUACCCAUAGAAAAACCUAAGACUUCACUGCUCAGUCUCUGAAUUCAUCCUUAAUGUAGUUUUUAUAUGAGCUUUAGUCAGACAGUUUUGAGCAUCAGCAUCCGGCUGU
Leptosomus discolor (cuckoo roller) is the source of this 1877-nucleotide messenger RNA. NCBI's taxonomy places the organism in Eukaryota, Metazoa, Chordata, Aves, Leptosomiformes, Leptosomidae. The record is from RefSeq and is a predicted model, not a curated record.